Molecule: messenger RNA, 1995 nt
Organism: Penicillium manginii
Lineage: Eukaryota; Fungi; Ascomycota; Eurotiomycetes; Eurotiales; Aspergillaceae
Exons: 3
Coding region: 1-1995 (664 amino acids)
Biological process (GO): DNA-templated transcription; positive regulation of transcription from RNA polymerase II promoter by galactose
Cellular component (GO): nucleus
Molecular function (GO): zinc ion binding; RNA polymerase II cis-regulatory region sequence-specific DNA binding; DNA-binding transcription factor activity, RNA polymerase II-specific
Source: RefSeq, a predicted model, not a curated record
AUGUUCAAUACUUUCGUUGGGGUCAAUAACAGUGAUUCGGUGCAAAGUCCAACUGAGCGACGUCGUUCAAUUGUUACUAAAGCAUGCGUGGAAUGCCGCAGACGCAAAACCAAGUGUAUUGGAACGCAGCCUUGCACGGGCUGUUUGGCCUGUAACGUGGAAUGUGUUUUCCCUGAAUUUCGUCGGAGGGGAAGGAAGAGUCAGAAGGCGGCAAUUAACGCUGCCCCUGGUGGGGAUUAUGAAGCUGUUGUCAAGCUCCUCUUUCCGAAUACCUCUAUACAGACACUCAAAAGUCUUUCUCGUGCAAACUUAUUAGAGCAAGCCCGACUGGAAGGUGACUUCACUCCUGGGACAAGCAACUAUAGUUCCUCGGUUACAUCCCCCGACGUUGUAUUCCCGCAGAAGCCGAGAUCCGUGCCGGACUCGGAUGCCCAUGAUCGACUCUACAAGUUACAGUAUCAGGAGUCGGCGAUCUUUGAGUGGGAUGAGAAUUCGCCGGCAGUUUGCACGUCUGUGGAAGAUGAUGUGAAUGCACUCUCUCUGUCGAACGAUUCUAAGACCUCUUUUGUGGGAAUUUCAUCAGUUGCUGCAGCUGUCAGAGCUUUAACAAAGAUUGUCCCAUCCCGGAUACAGAACCCAUCUAGGUCAGAAAAAGCAAACUCUGGAAUAUUCGAAGAUUUGCGAACGACAACAAUAACAGCUUCCAACCUCGGGCCAAUAUGUUCAUACCGUGAAGAACAAAGAUUGAUCGACGCCUAUUUUGCGGGAAUUCACGUUUUCGCUCCCGUCAUACACGAGCCCAGCUUUCGCAGCAGGUAUCUGAAUCAUCAAGGAACUACGGAUCGAUCAUGGCUUGCCCUUUUGAACAUAGUACUCGCGCUCGGCAGCAUAACCUCAUCGCCGGGGGACUCCGAAGAGGAUUUGCAGUACUUCCAUCUAGCUCAACAGUAUCUAUCACUGGAAAGCUUAGGCAGUGGUCGGUUAGAGACUUUACAAGCCCUGCUGCUCAUGGGAGGCCAGUACCUGCAUUUCAGAAAUCGCCCAAACAUGGCUUCUGCAAUAAUUGGGGCUUGUUACCGGAUUGCAGGUGGCCUGGGGCUACACCUUCAAUGUCCCGAAGACAUGCAAGGAAAGUUUUCUCCACAAGAAGAGAUAAAGCGCCGCAAUUGGUGGACGAUUUAUGUCCUCGAUACGUGGGGAUCUGUGACGUUGGGGAGACCUUCAAUUACACAUGGGAUUGCGGUAGAACUGCCAAACAACAUUCUUGAUGACAAGCGCGGUAUUCUUCCUAUGUCAGAGCCCACGAUAAACUCACCUCUCAUCCAUAAUAUCCAGCUGUGCAAGAUCAUCAACCUUAUCCAAGAUCGCUUGAUAGUGAACUCAGUUAUGGCAGACGAUGAGCUUCGCCACUAUGAUGAGAUGUUGUUAACAUGGUUUGAAAGUCUACCGCCAUUCCUACAUUCUGUGAACAUUUGCCCGCCCGAUCUUCAGGAUGCCCGGGUGGUUCUCAAGUGGAGGUAUCACAAUAUCCGAUUUCUAUUACAUAGGCCGAUUCUCCUCGACACUGUCAUCAGAAUCAUUCCCAUGAAUCAUCUCGCUCUCAACGAACGGGUAGCCGUCUCCAAAUGCCGGGACAUCGCCAUGGAGACUAUUUUUAGCAUUCAGGCGGAAUGGCGACCCAACAAAAUCUGUUGCUGGAAUGCUGUCUGGUUCCUAUUCCAAGCGUGCCUUAUUCCCUUGAUGGCAAUCGCGGUUGAAUCAGAAGACCAUGAAGAUUAUCAAAACUGGUGCAAUCAAGUUCAGACUGGGAUAGAUGCUUGCGAGGAGAUGUCACAAUUCAGCCCCGUGGGCAGAAGACAAAGACUGUUCUUAUGCAAAUCUUCAUGGCUGUUGUCAAUAAUUCAACGGUCAAUUCGAAACACGAAGUGGACGCAGAAGCUCAACCUCCGAUUGAUACGGUUAUGGGAUUGUUCGCUGGCGAUUGGGAUCAGUUAA